CAGCUGUAUCCAAUCACAGCUGAUCACAUCGCCACCUGUCAGUGUCCAGCAGUGCCAGCUCUCAGUGCUCAUCCAUGCCACCUGCCAGUGCCCAUCAGUGCCACAUUAAUGCCACAUAUCAGUGACCAUCUGAGCUGCCUUUCAGUGUUAACCAUCAGUGCCAGUCAGUGCCACCCUAUCAAUGCCAGUCAGUGCCACCUGUCACUGCUGCCAAUCAGUGCCACCUAUCAGUGCCAGUCAGUGCCGCCUAGCAGUGUGCAUCAGUGCCGCCUAUCAGUGCCCGUCAGUGCUGCCUAUCAGUGCCGCCCAACAGUGCUAGUCAGUGCCACCUAAAAGUGUCAGUCAGUGUUGCCUAUCAG
Messenger RNA from Staurois parvus, 359 nucleotides. The record is from the annotation of a GenBank genome assembly. NCBI's taxonomy places the organism in Eukaryota, Metazoa, Chordata, Amphibia, Anura, Ranidae.